Cadophora gregata is the source of this 720-nucleotide messenger RNA. RefSeq lists its product as uncharacterized. The coding region runs from base 1 to 720 and encodes 239 amino acids. The transcript has 2 exons. The record is from RefSeq and is a predicted model, not a curated record. Lineage: Eukaryota; Fungi; Ascomycota; Leotiomycetes; Helotiales; Ploettnerulaceae.
AUGCGUUUCGGACGAAUACCUGUGCUGACUUCAUUAGCCUUUACAAGCACACUUGCUGUGCCCUCUAAGGAAGCUCCGCAGAUUCAGCGCAGAGCAGACAAAGUUCAACCACUGCCACCAAAGAAUCCGCAGAUUUACAAUUGGCGUGAGGAACCAUGGGCACAUUAUGUUAUGACAGACAGCUCUGAUAAACUAUAUCCUGUGGACAUGAAGAAAGUUCACAUCGACCACGACGACAUUAUCACACCAUCUCUUCCGUCGGACGUCAAGAUCCCAACACCAUUCCUUCCCACGGACGACCGCAAAACGAAAGAGCUGUACUGGGCAGCAAUCGCCGCCUACGUCGCUGAAGAAGACAAAACACCGGAGCAAAAAGACCAAGAACUCAGGCAAAAGUGGACAGACGUGCAAGAAUUCAACGAGAUGGCAGUCUGCUACUACUCCACGCACGCUUUCAAUCUGCGAUGCUCGAAUAAGAAAGAUGCGAAGGAAAGACGCUGGAAACCAAAUGCUUUCAGAAAGAGGUAUCAUAAGUUGAAGAACAAACUAAUCGACGAGAUGCGUGUGGAAGGUUUGGUAAACUUUGGAAGGGAAUUGACUGCUUAUCUCAAUGAGACGGGGAUGAUCAUUGAGGAGCCUGCCUGGUGUCCUAAUCCGGAGGGAGGGGACGAGAAAGGGUGCUUAAAGAUGAUACGGAGAGGGAGGAGAAGCGUGCGUUAG